Molecule: messenger RNA, 1383 nt
Organism: Hirundo rustica (Barn swallow)
Lineage: Eukaryota; Metazoa; Chordata; Aves; Passeriformes; Hirundinidae
Product: probable serine/threonine-protein kinase roco9
Exons: 8
Coding region: 1-1383 (460 amino acids)
Biological process (GO): regulation of cell population proliferation
Source: RefSeq, a predicted model, not a curated record
AUGGGCGGCCAGUCCCAAAUUGUGACCAUCAACAGGCAAUGGCGUGUGGCAGUCAUUGAGCAAAGGAGCGUCAGCGGGUCCUGGAAAACCAUCUGGAACUACAACACGGGCAUCAUUGCAACCAAAGUCACGCAACAGAACACCUGCUACAUUUCCAUCAUGCACAGAAAUGAGAUGCCCCGCUUUGAUAAUCUGGCCCGCCUGGCACAGGAGAGCAGGAACCUGAUUGGUCUUGGAAGACCUACCAGGAAAUUCACCUUUGUCACUAAUGGACUGGUCAACAACCUCAACGCCUAUGGAAUAGACAUCACCGCUAUGUGCAGCGGACUCACCACCUACAUGGCUUACGAAGUUCACGCUUUCCAGGGACCCCAGGUGAAUCUGGGAUCAUGCAUUACCCUCGAUGUCCUGAGAGCUGUGGAGCUGAAGUACUGCAAUGGCAAUAACGGCAAUUCGAAUGGCAAUUGGUAUCCCAAUUGGAAUGGCAACAACGGCAAUUGGAAUGGCAAUUGGAAUGGCAAUUGGUAUCCCAACUGGAAUGGCAACAACGGCAAUUGGAAUGGCAGUUGGAAUGGCAUUUGGAAUGGCAAUUGGAAUGGCCAGAAUGGCAAUUGGAAUGGCCAGAAUGGCAAUUGGAAUGGCAACAACGGCAAUUGGAAUGGCCAGAAUGGCAUUUGGAAUGGCAAUGGCAAUUGGAAUGGCAAUUGGAAUGGCAACAACAACGGCAUUUGGAAUGGUAAUGAUAAUUGGAAUGGCAAUUGGAAUGGCAAUGCUAAUUGGACUGGCAUUUGGAAUGGCAGUUGGAAUGGCAAUUGGAAUGGCAAUGGCAACUGGAAUGGCAAUUGGAAUGGCAAUGCACAGACAGAUAACAACCAACAAAUCAUCAUUGGUGGAGAUUCCCAAAUCUCCAUCUCUGGUGGGGACUCUCAAAUCUCCAUCUCUGGUGUCUCACAAAGCAUCAGCAUCAAUAGUCAAACACAAAAGGCAAUUAUUGAACAAAAGAGCAACCAUUUGUCCUGGAAAACCAUCUGGAACUACAAUACGGGUGUCAUUGCAACAAAAGUGACACAAGAGAGAACAUGCUACAUUUCCACCAUGAACAGGAGUGAGAUGCCCACCUUUGCUGCACUUGUCAAAGUGGCUGCAGAGAGGAGGAACCUGUUUGGUCUUGGAAGACCUACCAGGAAGAUCACCUUUGUCACCAACGGAUUGGUCAACAACCUCAGCUCCUAUGGAAUAGACAUCACCGCUAUGUGCAGCGGACUCACCACCUACAUGGCUUACGAAGUUCACGGACCCCAAUACAAUCAACAAUCAUGCGUUGCACUUAACGUCUUGAGACUUGUGGAGCUGAAGUACUGCAAGGGCAAUGGACAGUUCUGA